AUGGUGUCGGAGGGUCUGGUGUCCUUCGAGGAGGUGGCUGUGUAUUUCUCCAAGGAGGAGUGGUCUCAGCUGGAUUCUGACCAAAAAGCGCUCCAUUGGGAAGUCAUGCUGGAAAAUUAUAGGAAUGUGGCCUCUCUGGGUGGUGAACGGGAGAUGAAGGAUUCUGGCCAAGAAUCAGCAGCACCAUUGCAAAAAGGCAGAAUGAAACACGCAGAGACAUUUUUUGGAAAACAAAGUUCUCAGGAAAAACAAUUAAAAGGGGAGCUAGAGAAAUGCUCUACUUUACCACAUGUUGCUGUCAGUGACUUCUCAGGCAAAGAUGAUCAGCUAGAAAAAGAGGCUUGGCCAGAGUGUGGAAAAAUACCCGCAAACGAAUCAGGAUUAUACAACUGUUGCAGAAGCCACACGAUAGAGAAACAAAAUGAACAUGGAAAACGUUUCCGAAGGACCUUCUCCGUUACUUUGCCUCAGAGAAUACAAGGAGAGAAACCAUAUAAAUGCCUGGAUUGCGGAAAAAGCUUCAGAGACUCAAAUUAUCUUACUUCCCAUAAAAGGAUCCACACAGGAGAAAAACCGUACAAAUUCAGGGUAUGCGGAAAGGGCUUCGAUUUUCCACAAAAUCUCACUUCCCAUUUUAAGAGUCACACAGGCGAGAAACCAUAUGAAUACCCCAAGUGUGGAAAGACCUUCAGUGAAAAAUAUCAGUAUAAAGUUCAUAACCAAAAACACACUGGAGAGAAACCAUAUAAAUGUGCAGAGUGUGGAAAACUCUUCACUAAUUCAAGUUCCUUCACUUACCAUAAAAGAAUCCACACCGGAGAAAAACCGUAUGAAUGCAAGGAAUGUGGAAAGAGCUUCCGUUGUGCAAAACACCUUACUUACCAUACAAGGAUUCAUACAGGGGAGAAACCAUAUAAAUGCCAGGAGUGUGGAAAGGGCUUCACAAUUUCAAGUUCUCUUACUGUUCAUAAAAUGAUCCACACUGGGGAGAAACCCUACAAAUGCAAGAACUGUGCAAAAAGCUUCAGACAUAAAGGUCACUAUAUUGUACAUAACAGAAUCCACACUGGAGAGAAACCAUAUAAAUGCCCAGAGUGUGGAAAGGGCUUCAGAACUUCAACUUCUCUUUCUGCUCACAAAAUGAUCCACACCAGAGAGAAACCCUACAAAUGCAAGAACUGUGCAAAAAGCUUCAGUCAAAAAUAUAAGUAUACUGUACAUAACAGAAUCCACACUGGAGAGAAACCGUAUAAAUGUCCGGAGUGUGGAAAGAGCUUCACAACUUCAAGUCAUCUUACUGCUCAUAAAAUGAUCCACACCGGGGAGAAACCAUACAAAUGCAAGAACUGUGCAAAAAGCUUCAGACAAAAAUGUCACUAUAUUGUACAUAACAGAAUCCACACUGGAGAGAAACCAUAUAAAUGCCCGGAGUGUGGAAAGAGUUUCACAACUUCAAGUUAUCUUACUGCUCACAAAAUGAUCCACACCGGGGAGAAACCCUACAAAUGCAAGAACUGUGCAAAAAGCUUCAGACUAAAAGGAGAAUAUAUUGUACAUAACAGAAUCCACACUGGAGAGAAACCGUAUAAAUGUACGAAGUGUGGAAAGGGCUUCACAGUUUCAAGUUCUCUUACUGCUCAUAAAAUGAUCCACACCGGGGAGAAACCCUACAAAUGCAAGAACUGUGCAAAAAGCUUCAGUCAAAAAUAUCAGUAUACUGUACAUAACAGAAUCCACACUGGGGAGAAACCAUAUAAAUGCUCGGAGUGUGGAAGGUGUUUCACUUCAUCAAGUUCCCUCACUUCCCAUCAAAGGAGCCACACUGGAGAGAAACCGUAUAAAUGCUCGGAGUGUGGAAGAUGUUUCAGUUUGUCAAGUAACCUCACUUCCCAUCAAUGGACCCACACCAGGAAAAAUCGUACAUUUAGAAUACAAGGAGAGAAACCAUAUAAAUGCCUGGAUUGCGGAAAAAGCUUCAGAGACUCAAAUUAUCUUACUUCCCAUAAAAGGAUCCACACAGGAGAAAAACCGUACAAAUGCAGGGUAUGCGGAAAGGGCUUCGAUUUUCCACAAAGUCUCACUUCCCAUUUUAGGAGUCACACAGGCGAGAAACCAUAUGAAUGCAUCAAGUGUGGAAAGACCUUCAGUAAAAAAUAUCAGUAUAAAGUUCAUAACCAAAAACACACUGGAAAGAAACCAUAUAAAUGUACAGAAUGUGGAAAACGCUUCACUUAUUCAAGUCACCUCACUUACCAUAAAAGAAUCCACACCGGAGAAAAACCGUAUGAAUGCAAGGAAUGCGGAAAGAGCUUUCGUUGUGCAAUACACCUUACUUACCAUACAAGGAUUCAUACAGGGGAGAAACCAUAUAAAUGCCAAGAGUGUGGAAAGAGCUUCAGAAUGUCAAGUUUUCUUGCUACUCACAAAAUGAUCCACACCAGAGAGAAACCCUACAAAUGCAAGAACUGUGCAAAAAGCUUCAGACAAAAAGGUCAGUAUAUUAUACAUAACAGAAUCCACACUGGGGAGAAACCGUAUAAAUGCUCGGAGUGUGGAAAACACUACACUACUUCAAGUCACCUCAGUAACCAUAAAAGAAUCCACACCGGGGAAAAACCAUAUAAAUGCCCGGAGUGUGGAAAGGGCUUCAGAGUUUCAAGUUAUCUUACUGCUCACAAAAUGAUCCACACCGGGGAGAAACCCUACAAAUGCAAGAACUGUGCAAAAAGCUUCAGAGUAAAACGUGAAUAUAUUGUACAUAAUAGAAUCCACACUGGAGAGAAACCACAUAAAUGCCCAGAGUGUGGAAAGGGCUUCAGAAUUUCACGUUCUCUUGCUGAUCACAAAAUGAUCCACACCAGAGAGAAACCCUACAAAUGCAAGAACUGUGCAAAAAGCUUCAGACAAAAAGGUCAGUAUAUUAUACAUAACAGAAUCCACACUGGGGAGAAACCGUAUAAAUGCUCAGAAUGUGGAAAAUGCUACACUACUUCAACUCAACUCAAUUACCAUAAAAGAAUCCACACCGGGGAAACACCAUAUAAAUGCCCGGAGUGUGGAAAGGGCUUCACAACUUCAGGUUCUCUUACUGGUCAUAAAACGAUCCACACCGGGGAGAAACCCUACAAAUGCAAGAACUGUGAAAAAAGCUUCAGACUAAAGGGUCACUAUAUUGUACAUAACAGAAUCCACACUGGGGAGAAACCAUAUAAAUGCUCGGAGUGUGGGCAAUGUUUCACUUCGUCAAGUUCCCUCAUUUCCCAUCAAUCGACCCACACUAGGAAAAAUCAUAAAUUUGGUCCCUAUGACCUGAGGCACCAAAGAAAACCUACAGAAGCCAUGCACUACAAGCGCCAUGAAAGACACUGGGAGAAAUUACUCAAACUCUACCAAGGGCCUAAGGAGGAGCUCUUUCCUGAAAGUGCGGGCCAACUGGAAGAAGAUAAGGAGCUCUAUGAUUUCCCUAACAUCAAUAUCAAUGAUCCUAGUCAGAUUUGGAGAUUCUCCAUCUUACUAGAAGAGCUCCAGGCAGCACAAGAAAGUGGCACCAUGCCUGGACUUGCUCCCCUUGAGCAGUUUGACACACAGAACAUUAUCACUCAAAAACUACCAAGACAAUUGAAAGAUAAAUGGUUUGAUAUGACCCAGUCCCACAGGAAACAGUACCCCAGCAAACCUCCACCCUUUGCUGCUCUUGCAGAUUUUGUUUCUGAUCAAUCAGAUAUGUACAAUGACCCCAAUUACCUUGACGUCCAUGAAACAUGUUUCACAAUGCCAAAACGGACCAAUCACAAUUUUGGUACUAAUAGAAGUUCCUUCCAAGCCACAAAGGACAGAACUCCUAUUUCAGUAGAAUUUGGGAAAAAAUCCCUGGAUGAUCGAAAGGCCCUACUCAAAGAACAAAGGAUAUGCUUCAAAUGCUGUGACUCUAUAGAUCACAUGGCCAAAGAUCGCGUAAUCAGGGUGAAAUGCCACCUGUGUAACAGUGACAAGCACCCGGCAGCCUUGCAUUUAGAAUCUAAGAAACCCUCUGAGGAGACACAACAAGCGUCUUCGACCUAUCCUACGACGACGAAGACUCAACGUGACUUCAAAGAACACCUAGAUACCCGACUCCAUGACUUUUGUAAUCGAUGGUUCAAAGCAGAAAAGCACACCAAAGCCCAGAUGCUGGACCUGGUUGUUCUGGAGCAGUUUCUGGCCCUUCUGCCCAUUAAGAUGGAAAACUGGGUGCGAGAGUGUGGAGCAGAGACCAGCUCCCAGGCGGUGGCCCUGGUGGAAGGCCUUCUCCUGAGCCAGGCAGGGGAGCAGAAGGAGCAGUCCUUCACAAAGGACAUCAGAGUUUCUGAGGGAAGCAGGAAUCCAUCAAAUUCUCCUCAGGAGUUGUUUUUGAGGAGCGUUUCUCUGGAAGAUCCAAGUCUGGACACCUUGGGAGGGAAGACUACAGUGGAGUUGUCUGCUCUGUAUGGUGCAGCUGAAACAGUGGUUGAAACUGCAACUCAAGAGGGUCUGGUGUCCUUCGAGGAGGUGGCUGUGUAUUUCUCCAAGGAGGAGUGGUCUCAGCUGGAUUCUGACCAAAAAGCGCUCCAUCAGGAAGUCAUGCUGGAAAAUUAUAGGAAUGUGGCCUCUCUGGGUGGUGAACGGGAGAUGAAGGAUUCUGGCCAAGAAUCAGCAGCACCAUUGCAAAAAGGCAGAACGAAGCAUGCAGAGACAUUUUUUGGAAAGCAAAAUUCUCAGGAAAAACAAUUAAAAGGGGAGCUAGAGAAAUGCUCCACUUUACCACAUGUUGCUGUCAGUGACUUCUCGGGCAAAGAUGAUCAGCCAGAAAAAGAGGCUUGGCCAGAGUGUGGAAAAGUACCCGCAGACGAAUCAGGAUUAUACGACUGUUGCAGAAGCCACAUGAUAGAGAAACAAAAUGAACGUAGAAAACGUUUCCGAAGGACCUUCUCCGUUACUUUGCCUCAGAGAAUACAAGGAGAGAAACCAUAUAAAUGCCUGGAUUGCGGAAAAAGCUUCAGAGACUCAAAUUAUCUUACUUCCCAUAAAAAGAUCCACACAGGAGAAAAACCGUACAAAUUCAGGGUAUGUGGAAAGGGCUUCGAUUUUCCACAAAACCUCACUUCCCAUUUUAAGAGUCACACAGGCGAGAAACCAUAUGAAUGCCCCAAGUGUGGAAAGACCUUCAGUGAAAAAUAUCAGUAUAAAAUUCAUAACCAAAAGCACACUGGAGAGAAACCAUAUAAAUGUACAGAGUGUGGAAAACGCUUCACUAAUUCAAGUUCCUUCACUUACCAUAAAAGAAUCCACACUGGAGAAAAACCGUAUGAAUGCAAGGAAUGCAGAAAGAGCUUCCGUUGUGCAAAAUACCUUACUUACCACACAAGGAUUCAUACAGGGGAGAAACCAUAUAAAUGCCAGGAGUGUGGAAAGGGCUUCAGAAUUUCAACUUCUCUUGCUGCUCACAAAACGAUCCACACUGGGGAGAAACCCUACAAAUGCAAGAACUGUGCAAAAAGCUUCAGACAAAAAUGUCACUAUAUUGUACAUAACAGAAUCCACACUGGAGAGAAACCAUAUAAAUGCCCAGAGUGUGGAAAGGGCUUCGCAACUUCAAGUUAUCUUACUGCUCACAAAAUGAUCCACACCGGGGAGAAACCCUACAAAUGCAAGAACUGUGCAAAAAGCUUCAGACUAAAAGAUGAAUAUAUUGUACAUAACAGAAUCCACACUGGAGAGAAACCGUAUAAAUGUACGAAGUGUGGAAAACACUGCACUACUUCAAGUCACCUCAGUUACCAUAAAAGAAUCCACACCGGGGAAAAACCAUAUAAAUGCCCGGAGUGUGGAAAGGACUUCACAACGUCAAGUUCUCUUACUGCUCAUAGAAUGAUCCACACCGGGGAAAAACCCUACAAAUGCAAGAACUGUGCAAAAAGCUUCAGUCAAAAAUAUCAGUAUACUGUACAUAACAGAAUCCACACUGGGGAAAAACCGUAUAAAUGCCCGGAGUGUGGAAGAUGUUUCACAACGUCAAGUUCCCUCACUUCCCAUCAAAGGAGCCACACUGGAGAGAAACCAUAUAAAUGCUCGGAGUGUGGAAGAUGUUUCACUUCAUCAAGUUCCCUCACUUCCCAUCAAUGGACCCACACCGGAGAAAAACCGUAUGAAUGCAAGGAAUGCGGAAAGAGCUUCCGUUGUGCAAAACACCUUACUUACCAUACAAGGAUUCAUACAGGGGAGAAACCAUAUAAAUGCCAGGAGUGUGGAAAGGGCUUCAGAACUUCAACUUCUCUUGCUGCUCACAAAACGAUCCACACCGGAGAGAAACCCUACAAAUGCAAGAACUGUGCAAAAAGCUUCAGACAAAAAUGUCACUAUAUUGUACAUAACAGAAUCCACACUGGAGAGAAACCAUAUAAAUGCCCAGAGUGUGGAAAGGGCUUCAGAACUUCAACUUUUCUUGCUGCUCACAAAAUAAUCCACACCAGAGAGAAACCCUACAAAUGCAAGAACUGUGCAAAAAGCUUCAGUCAAAAAUAUAAGUAUACUGUACAUAACAGAAUCCACACUGGAGAGAAACCGUAUAAAUGUACAAAGUGUGGAAAACACUGCAAUAAUUCAAGUCACCUCAAUUACCAUACAAAAAUCCACACCGGGGAAAAUCCAUAUAAAUGCCAGGAGUGUGGAAAGACCUUCAGUGAAAAAUAUCAGUAUAAAGUUCAUAACCAAAAGCACACCGGAGAGAAACCAUAUAAAUGUACAGAGUGUGGAAAACUCUUCACUAAUUCAAGUUCCUUCACUUACCAUAAAAGAAUCCACACCGGAGAAAAACCGUAUGAAUGCAAGGAAUGCGGAAAGAGCUUCCGUUGUGCAAAACACCUUACUUACCAUACAAGGAUUCAUACAGGGGAGAAACCAUAUAAAUGCCAGGAGUGUGGAAAGGGCUUCACAGUUUCAAGUUCUCUUACUACUCAUAAAAUGAUCCACACUGGGGAGAAACCAUAUAAAUGCUUGGAGUGUGGAAGAUGUUUCACUUCGUCAAGUAACCUCAAUUACCAUCAAUGGAACCACACUAGGAAAAAUCAUACAUUUGUCUGGAGUGUGCAAAGGGGUGAACUCAACGUCAGUCCCUUUAUCAGCACAGAAAAGAACCGUAUAAACAAAUUAUCAGAAAUUUGGGACUUUUGAGCUAUUUAUUACUGUGGAGAAAUGAAAUGUUAGGGAAUGAAGGG
Molecule: messenger RNA, 7232 nt
Organism: Protobothrops mucrosquamatus (brown spotted pit viper)
Lineage: Eukaryota; Metazoa; Chordata; Lepidosauria; Squamata; Viperidae
Product: zinc finger protein 729-like
Exons: 13
Coding region: 1-7188 (2395 amino acids)
Biological process (GO): regulation of DNA-templated transcription
Molecular function (GO): DNA-binding transcription factor activity, RNA polymerase II-specific; RNA polymerase II cis-regulatory region sequence-specific DNA binding
Source: RefSeq, a predicted model, not a curated record